AUGGGGUCCCGCUUGUUUGGCAGGAUUACGGCUAAAUUCAGGAACCCGUCACGGACGCCGCGUCCCAAGGAAACAGCCGCGGCCCGCCCCGCGUCCACCCAUUCUCAAACAUCUCCACCCGACGCUACUCCGCAGUCUACAGCCGAGACGACGCCAUGUUUGACGGACUCUGGUUCCUCUCAAACAUUGCUAUCGAGUCUCCAGGAACGGCUAUGGAAUCAGGCAUACGAUGAGCUUAAAGCCAGCGAGCCUAAAGCUUUGGACGCGUAUGAGACGAUUCUGUCCAAUGAACUUUACCCAAACAACAUUGUUGAAAACGAGAUUGGUAAAACCCCUGAUGCAAGAUGUCAACAAAUGCAACAGCUGGUCCAGACAGGGCUGGAUCGCACGCUCAAGGAAACCUCUAUCAAGGAGGGAAUCGGUGAAUGCUUGGAGGUAGUGCAAAGAAUGAGGGGAAUAGUCGACAAAGCAAUACAGGCUGCUCCGCAGGCUGCUGUUGCAUGGGUUGGCGUUUGCAUUGGGUUAGAGAUCAUUUCGAAACCAGUCACUGAGGCCCGUAGCAACCGCAAAGGGAUCGCCUACGUUCUCUUGAGAAUGGAUUGGUACUGGAACCUUGCGGAUCUCUUGUUAGAUGAAAACAAAGCUGUCGAGGCUUCAGCUGGACUUCGCAAUGAAUUGGAGCGCCAUAUUUCUCAGCUCUACCAAAGGCUUCUCUUAUACCAGAUAAAGAGCAUCUGUCUUUAUCGCCGGAACGAGCUUAUCAAGAUUAGCAGGGAUGUGUUCUCGCGAGAUGAUUGGGAUGGGCAGCUUCGCCAUAUCCAAGAAGCAGAGGCUGCUAUACAAAGAGACGCAGACCAAUACAAUUCUGCACAGGUUAGAAAAUACCUUGACAACCUCGCCACCAUUGCAGUCUCCCAAGAAAAGAAGCUCAAUGGUAUCCAUUCAGCUAUCCAGGACCAAACACAGCAGCAAGAGAAGAGGUUUCAAGACGAGAAAGACAAGCAGUGCUUGAAGGACCUCUAUGAAACUAAUCCUGACAAGGACAAGGAGCGCAUUGAGCAUACCAAAGGCGGUUUACUCAGGGACUCUUAUCUCUGGAUCCUCGACAAUGCCGACUUCAAACAAUUUCGCAAUGAUCCGCAGAGUCGACUCCUGUGGAUUAAAGGUGAUCCUGGCAAAGGCAAGACUAUGCUUUUGUGCGGCAUUAUCAAUGAGCUGCUGAAGAAGCCUGAUGAGGUCCUAUCCUAUUUCUUCUGCCAGGCUACUGUGCCUCAAUUACGCAACGCAACAUCUGUCCUACGUGGCCUUAUGCACCUCCUCUUAGACAAGCGACCGUCACUUAUUUCACAUUUGCGGGCAAGGUACGAUACUACAGGCGAAAAGUUAUUUCAAGGCAUAAAUGUUUGGGGGUCACUGGAAGAGAUACUCACGGAUAUGUUGAAGGAUCCAACCUUAACAGAUGCUGUCUUCGUGGUUGAUGCCUUAGACGAGUGUACCACAGACAGAUCUCAGCUUCUUGACUUCAUCGUCAAAUCAUCGUCAACGUCUCACGUGAAGUGGAUUGUCUCUAGCCGUAACUGGCCAGAAAUUGAAGACAAACUAGACACUGCCGAACAAAAAGUCAGACUACAGCUCGAAUUAAAUCAAAACUCCAUCUCCAACGCAAUCACCUUCUAUAUUGACCAUAAGGUGGACGAGUUAGGACGGUUCAAGAAUUAUGAUGAAGGCACAAGACAUGCUGUCCAACAGUAUUUGGCAGAAAAUGCUAAAGGCACCUUUCUUUGGGUUGCCUUAGUUUGCCAAGAACUCGCAAAGGUCAAAAAACGACACACACUUGAUAAGCUCAGGGCGUUUCCUCCAGAUUUGAAUUUGCUGUACAGCCAAAUGAUACAACAUAUCAACGAUUCCGAGGAUUCUUCUAAUUGCAAACAGAUUCUGGCCAUCACUUCCGUCGUAUAUCGGCCUGUUAGCCUUCAAGAGCUAAAGGUUCUUGCUGGGUCGCUCGAAGCCUGUGAUCAGGAUGAGUUGAGAGAAAUUACUAAGUCUUGUGGCUCUUUCUUAACCCUCCAAGAUGAUAUUGUUGAAUUUGUGCAUCAAUCGGCGAAGGAUUACCUCCUUAGUGAGGCGACUGACUAUAUCCUACCUUCUGGCAUCUCGGACCAGCACCACGCCAUCUUUUUGAGAUCAUUGAAAACCCUGUCGCAGACACUUAAACGUGAUAUUUGCGGCCUGGGUGCUCCAGGUUUCCUCAUCGAUCAGGUUUCGAUAACUGAUCUCGAUAUAUUAGACCCAAUUCGUUACUCUACCACCUACUGGGUCGACCAUCUCAGCGAUUCGAAAUUCACAGAGAUAGACCAUGAUGGCGUUGCACAUAUCAAUGACUUUAUUCAAAGGAAAUACCUAUACUGGCUAGAAUCUCUUAGUCUGCUACAUUGCAUGCCUAAAGGCGUUACAGCUGUGCAGAAGCUUGAAGACAUUGCAAGUGAUACAAAAUUGCAGCAACUGGUGGAACUUAUUCAGGAUGCGCGCCGCUUUAUUCUUUCUCACAAACCAGCCAUAGAGAUCGCUCCGCUGCAGCUCUACGCUUCAGCACUUGUAUUCAGCCCCCCUGAUAGCCUAGUCAGAGUGCUUUUCAAGAAGGAAGAGCCCAGUUGGGUCACACUAAAGUCAGUUGCGAGAACGAACUGGGGAGAGUGCUUGCAGACGCUCGAGGGCCACGAUGACCCGGUGACCUCGGUGGCCUUCUCGCACGACUCGAAGCUCGUGGCUUCGGCCUCUGGCGAUAAAACAAUACGGAUCUGGCACGCGGAGACGGGCGAGUGCACGCAGACGCUCAAGGGCCACGAUGACUGGGUGUACUCGGUGGCCUUCUCGCACGACUCAAAGCUCGUGGCUUCGGCCUCUGACGAUAAAACAAUACGGAUCUGGCACGCGGAGACGGGCGAGUGCACGCAGACGCUCGAGGGCCAUGAUGGCCCGGUGGCCUCAGUGGCCUUCUCGCACGACUCGAAGCUUGUGGCCUCGGCCUCUCGCGAUAAAACAAUACGAAUCUGGCACGCGGAGACGGGUGAGUGCACGCAGACGCUCAAGGGCCAUGAUGGCCCGGUGUACUCGGUGGCCUUCUCGCACGACUCGAAGCUCGUGGCCUCGGCCUCUCGCGAUGAAACAAUACGGAUCUGGCACGCGGAGACGGGCGAGUGCACGCAAGCUACUAACAUAGGAGUUGUUACGACUAUCUUAUCAUUCGAACCAGAGAGUACGCGCUUACUAACUACAAAUGGUUCUUUUACUAUACUCGACGAUACGCCGUCUAUAUUCUCCUCUGCAAGUCCUCCCCGACAACUUCCUGCUAGUGCGCUCGCGUAUUCUACCGUCUGUGGCGUCAGCCGAGAUAAACGCUGGCUCACAUUAAACGGAGAGAGAGCGCUCUGGCUACCAGUGGAAUUUCGUCCCAGAUGCUGGGCGGUAUCAGAAUCUACUCUUAGUAUAGGAUGCAAUUCGGGGAGAGUCAUGACGAUUGGGUUUAUCCAAAGUGGAACCCCAAAGGUAUUCAGUCGUUAA
Messenger RNA from Pochonia chlamydosporia 170, 3561 nucleotides. Its product is annotated as WD domain, g-beta repeat domain-containing protein. The transcript has 3 exons. Gene Ontology annotation, cellular component: transcription repressor complex; nucleus. Gene Ontology annotation, molecular function: protein binding. The record is from RefSeq and is a predicted model, not a curated record. Bases 1 to 3561 code for a protein of 1186 amino acids. Gene Ontology annotation, biological process: negative regulation of transcription by RNA polymerase II. Lineage: Eukaryota; Fungi; Ascomycota; Sordariomycetes; Hypocreales; Clavicipitaceae.